ACAGCCAUUAGAGAUUCAAUUCAACGGCUGUGAUUGAGUGAUAUACCCCACUAGUUGCUUCAAAACCAUAUAUUUUGUAUUAUCCAUACAUUUACCUAAUUGCUUAAAUUAUUGUUGAUGUUGAUGAAGAUUAGAAGUUACGUCUACUUGUCUUUUCUUGGACAGUUGAGUUUAUAGUUUGUCUUGACGUACAAGAUAAUUUGAAGGGUAGACGUAGACGUUGGAUAAUUUCCUUUGGUAUACUCUUAAAGAAUCUUAGGUGGGUAUCUCUUUGGGUUUGAAGGUUAGAUUCAGAAUCUGCAGAUUCAUUAGCUUUUUGUCCUUUUUUUGUUGUGAUUUCUGUGUUGUAUAUAAAGUUCCAAGUGAAUUUGUAGCUGGUGAAAGGUGAAGUUCUGGUAUGAAUAUGAAGAAACAGAUCAUGGAUGAGUCUGAGAAGUUGUGUUUCAAGAACUUAGGUAUGUCGCCACCUCCUCCUCCACCACUCCCUCUAUCUCCAGGAUAUGGAUCAAGACAGAUGGAUGGAGACAGCAUAACCAAUAAACAGAUCAAGAACUUCUGGAAGCAGAAGCAGAUCAUCGAAGAGGAUCAUCUCUUUUCUGCUAUUAAGGCUGCAGCUCGUGUCAGAGCUCGUAAUCUCUCUGAUGAGGACUACAAACGCUUUGAAGAAAGUUUGUUGGACAUGGAGGAACGGGGAACCGAAGAUCAUCAGGGAUUAAAAGACUGGUGGACAAAGAGCAAAUACGCAUACUUGAACCAGCCAGCUAUUGGAUCUGCAGAUUCACUGAAGAGAAAGAGGUUUUCGACUUAUACACCAAACUGUUUCUCUUUCAAGCCUUGCAAUCCUCUUUACGCAACUUCGCUCAAUGUCUUCUGAACCAUGAGCAAACUCUGCAAGAUCAAUUGUCUUGCAAAUAUGUAUAUAUAUAUAUGUCCUUUGUGGGUGUUGACAUUCAUGUUAACGGAUCUGGACAUUGGUGCGUGGUUCUUGAUUUGUAACUGUUGAAUAAAACUCAAGUGUUUCUAUGGAACAUUAAUUUAUUUUUGUUCCAUAGAUGAUAAAGUUAUUGUACUUUGGUGUUUUAUAUUUCUACCGAUAAGAAAGAUUCAGAUGAAUCAAUCCACUCUUUAGAAUUGAGUGACAAUUUCGUU
Molecule: messenger RNA, 1149 nt
Organism: Camelina sativa (false flax)
Lineage: Eukaryota; Viridiplantae; Streptophyta; Magnoliopsida; Brassicales; Brassicaceae
Source: RefSeq, a predicted model, not a curated record